Messenger RNA from Naumovozyma castellii, 528 nucleotides. It is a transcript of the gene CNB1, whose product is annotated as calcineurin regulatory subunit B. The transcript has 2 exons. Lineage: Eukaryota; Fungi; Ascomycota; Saccharomycetes; Saccharomycetales; Saccharomycetaceae. Bases 1 to 528 code for a protein of 175 amino acids. The record is from RefSeq and is a predicted model, not a curated record.
AUGGGUGCUGCUCCUUCUAGAAUAGUGGACAAUCUACUCGAGGAUACAAACUUUGAUAGGGAUGAAAUCGAACGAUUAAGGAAAAGAUUUAUGAAAUUGGAUAGAGAUAGUUCAGGUUCCAUAGAUAAAAAUGAAUUUAUGAGUAUCCCUGGUGUUUCAGCAAAUCCACUAGCUGGACGUAUAAUGGAAGUAUUUGAUGCUGAUAAUAGUGGUGAUGUCGAUUUCCAAGAGUUUAUUACAGGUUUAUCUAUAUUUAGUGGGAGAGGAAGUAAGAAUGAGAAAUUAAAAUUCGCUUUCAAGAUAUAUGAUAUAGAUAAAGAUGGAUUAAUAUCUAACGGGGAACUAUUUAUUGUACUAAAGAUUAUGGUUGGGUCAAAUCUAAAUGAUGAGCAGUUGCAACAAAUUGUAGACAGAACUAUAAUGGAGAACGAUUUGGAUGGAGAUGGACAUCUAAGCUUUGAAGAGUUUAAAAGUGCCAUUGAGACUACAGAGGUGGCUAAGAGCCUGACUCUUGAGUACGAUGUAUAA